GAAUCAACGACCCCCUCCCAGCGAUCCCGAGGUGCCCGCGCAGCGACGACCCAGGAUCUCUGCCUUCUUCUCUCUUCUCGUCGUCUUCGUCUUAGUCCAGCAAGCACCGCCAACCCUUUUCUUCCCGCCCACAGCCUCAAGAAAAGAAUCAAAAAAGCUAGUCUCUCAUCAUGCCUGGCGUUAGGGAUCUCUCUGCCGAUGCUUUCAUCGCUGCCUACUCUUCGCACUUGAAGCGAUCCGGAAAGUUGGAGGUUCCCAACUGGGUCGACACCGUCAAGACCGGUUCGUUCAAGGAGUUGGCUCCUUACAACCCGGACUGGUACUACGUUCGAGCUGCCUCGAUCGCCCGACACAUCUACCUCAGGAAGCACGUCGGUGUUGGUGCUCUCGCCAAGCUCUACGGAGGUGCCCACCGACGUGGAAACAGGCCCUCUCACCACAAGGACGCCGCUACCGGUGUCCAGAGGGCCGUCCUCCAGUCUUUGGAGAAGAUCGGUGUGCUCGAGAAGGCCACUGACGGUGGAAGGAAGAUCAGCGUUGACGGACAGCGUGACUUGGACCGAAUCGCCACUUCGACUUUGGAGAGCCAGGUCGAGGAGGAGUCUGACGAGGAGGAGGAUGAGGAAGAGGACGAGGAGGAGAACGACGAGGACGACGAGUAAAUUCUUUUGCUCGAUUUUACCGUCUUCCAUCAUCAUUCAUCCAGCGUAGCAGCAGCGGCAGCCUUACUCUCGGGGAAAGAAUAUGAAAUAUAUUUCUCAGGGUUAC
This is a messenger RNA of Filobasidium floriforme, 768 nucleotides long. Its product is annotated as ribosomal protein S19e. The coding region runs from base 171 to 662 and encodes 163 amino acids. Gene Ontology annotation, cellular component: ribosome; cytosolic small ribosomal subunit. Lineage: Eukaryota; Fungi; Basidiomycota; Tremellomycetes; Filobasidiales; Filobasidiaceae. The record is from RefSeq and is a predicted model, not a curated record. Gene Ontology annotation, molecular function: RNA binding; structural constituent of ribosome. Gene Ontology annotation, biological process: translation; ribosomal small subunit assembly. The transcript is spliced from 4 exons.